This is a messenger RNA of Cylindrotheca closterium, 408 nucleotides long. The record is from the annotation of a GenBank genome assembly. NCBI's taxonomy places the organism in Eukaryota, Bacillariophyta, Bacillariophyceae, Bacillariales, Bacillariaceae.
AUGACAAUCAAGGGCCCCAAUGCUCACAAUUACAACGGCGGCCUUGGUGAACUGCUGGGAUGGGGACAGGCGACGAGUCGAUAUGAUUAUGCAGACGAUUACGAUGUGGAGGCACAUCGUCGCCACUUAUAUGAACAACAUAUGCAGAAACAACAACAGAACCAGCAACAGCAGCAGUACACACCACAAUACAAUAAUUCAGGAUUUUCUAAUGCUUUGAGUAAUCCAUCACGACCAAACCAAACUCAACUUGACGUGGGAGGCAAUGAAAACGAUGCAGCAGCUGAUACAGCGGCUGGAGAAGCUGUAAGAAAGAAGUUACUGUGGGAAAAGAGGAAGAAACAGGCAACCAAUCUAUUCGCUUUCAUCAUAAUCCUUGUGAUUUGGCUGGCUUCAGGAUCCAUCUAG